Fomitiporia mediterranea MF3/22 is the source of this 480-nucleotide messenger RNA. RefSeq lists its product as uncharacterized. The transcript has 3 exons. The record is from RefSeq and is a predicted model, not a curated record. The coding region runs from base 1 to 480 and encodes 159 amino acids. NCBI's taxonomy places the organism in Eukaryota, Fungi, Basidiomycota, Agaricomycetes, Hymenochaetales, Hymenochaetaceae.
AUGGACGAUACAAAGCUGGUUGAAUGUCUUGAAUACCAGAAGAGUAUAGGCAACCAGUCUGAUAGUGGUUUCAAAUCAAUCACUUGGACGUAUGCUGCUUCUGAGCUUAACAAAGUUGUUGUUGAGGGUGGGGAGAAGACGGCUAGUGGUGUUAAGGAUCAUUGGCAGCAAGUAUUGAAGUCAGGAUAUGUUGCAAUUGAUUGGCUUCUUCACAAAGCCUCUGGUUUUGGGUGGGAUUCUACUCGUCAUCUCGUUACUGCAGAUGAUGAUGUAUGGACCCGACUUAUAGAGGCUCAUCCAAAGUAUGGAAUAUGGCAGACACGGCCAUUUCCACUCUUCAAUUCUAUUGCUGAACUUAUUGGUGGAAGGACUGCCAAUGGUAGGGACUCACUUGAUAUAACAGAGGAGAAUGAUUCUGAGACAGGAGAGACAGUUUUGGAUGGUAAGCUGGUCAAUUUACUUCUAUUCUACAUAUACUGA